AUGGUUACGGGUUACAGAUUAACAGAUUGCAGGUUACAGGUUACAGGUUACAGAUUAGUGGUUACAGGUUAUUUGUUAAUGGUUACAAGUUACUGGUUACAGGUUACCAGGUUACUGGUUAUUGAUUACACAUUACUGGUUCCAGAUUACUGGUUAGUAGUUACAAAUUACUUGUUACAGAUUAUUGGUUAUAGGUCACAGAUUAUUGGUUACGGGUUAUAG
Loa loa (African eye worm) is the source of this 222-nucleotide messenger RNA. RefSeq lists its product as hypothetical. The coding region runs from base 1 to 222 and encodes 73 amino acids. Lineage: Eukaryota; Metazoa; Nematoda; Chromadorea; Rhabditida; Onchocercidae. The record is from RefSeq and is a predicted model, not a curated record. The transcript is spliced from 3 exons.